AUGAGUAACAGCAAAGAGUCUCAGCCUGAAGUUGUACAGCUCUGCUUUGAGAACAUCAAUGGGUCCUGCAUUCAGACUCCCUACUCCCCAGGACCCCGAGUCAUCCUCUACCUAGACUUCAGCUCUGGGGUUCUGCUGGCUGUCUUGGGAAACCUCCUCGUCAUGAUUUCAAUCCUUCACUUCAAGCAGCUGCACUCUCCUGCCAAUUUUCUCAUUGCCUCCUUGGCUUGUGCUGACUUUUUGGUGGGAGCCACUGUGAUGCCCUUCAGCAUGGUGAGGUCGGUGGAGAGUUGCUGGUACUUUGGGGAGAGUUUUUGUAAAUUGCACUCUUCUUUUGAUAUGUCAUUUUGUUAUUCUUCCAUUUUUCACUUGUGUUUCAUCUCCAUUGAUAGAUACAUUGCUGUCACUGACCCUCUGGGCUAUCCAACCAAAUUCACUCUGCCAGUUUCCGGAAUUUGCAUUACAUUCUCCUGGCUCCUUACCAUUACAUUUAGUUUUUCACUUCUUUACACAGGUGUCAAUGACGAUGGGCUGGAGGAAUUAGUAAGUGCACUCACCUGUGUGGGAGGUUGUCAGAUUGCUAUGAAUCAAACGUGGGUACUAGUAGACUUUUUCUUGUUCUUCAUUCCAACUCUGGUUAUGGUCACUCUUUAUUGUAAGAUUUUUCUAGUAGCUAAACAACAGGCUAGAAAGAUUGAAAGUAUGAACAGCAAAACUGAGUCCUCCUCAGAAAGUUACAAAGCCAGAGUGUCCAAGAGGGAGAGAAAAGCAGCAAAAACACUGGGCAUUGCAGGGAUUGCAUUUCUGAUUUCAUGGUUCCCAUAUUUUAUUGAAUCAAUAAUUGAUGCUUUCCUAGGGUUCAUCAUCCCAACCUAUAUUUUUGAAAUUUUAGUUUGGUUUACCUAUUAUAACUCAGCCGUGAACCCUUUGAUUUAUGCUUUCUUUUACCCUUGGUUUCGAAGAGCAAUUAAAAUGAUUGUCACUGGGAAAGUCUUCAGAGGUCACUCUUCAACAACAUAUUUGUUUUCUGAACAAAUUAAAGUUUUAGAUAAGGAACAAAGUUAA
Molecule: messenger RNA, 1065 nt
Organism: Trichosurus vulpecula (common brushtail)
Lineage: Eukaryota; Metazoa; Chordata; Mammalia; Diprotodontia; Phalangeridae
Product: trace amine-associated receptor 7a-like
Exons: 1
Coding region: 1-1065 (354 amino acids)
Biological process (GO): G protein-coupled receptor signaling pathway
Cellular component (GO): membrane
Molecular function (GO): trace-amine receptor activity
Source: RefSeq, a predicted model, not a curated record